AUGGGGACCUGUCGAAUCAGUGGUGCGUUGGGUUGCUUGCUGAUACUGGCUACCUGCUGCACAGUUACACAAGCCGCUCACAGCACUGGACAUGGUUACGAGACGAAAAGCUUCGCCCAGGCCUACCUCGAGUGCCUCAAAUAUCUGAACAUCUCACGCCAGCCAAUGCUCGCGUAUGACACCACCUCCGUACCUUCCAACUCCGGCGGGAACUGCUUGUUGCGCUGCAUCGGUCUGAACACUCGCUGGUGGAACGAUGAGACGGGACUGAACGAGAAGGCACUGGUACGCUUCUUCCGUCAAACGGACCCGAGCUCACUAGACCAAGCGCGCACCUGCGUUGCGAAGGAUUCGGACACCUCUGAUACCUGUGCUGCCGCCUAUCGCUCGUUCCGGUGCUACAGUGACGCACUGGGUGAGGUGAUCGCUCAUCCGGAGUAUGUCGCACCGUGCAGGGAAGAGAUACAUCGGGCAGUGAGCGACUGUGCCGCGAUGUUGCAAGUAUCGGACGAGCAACUUACAUCUUGCGUAGGCGCUGAAUCAUUCCAGCACAGUGGGAACACUACCACCUUGCUGAGGUGCGUUGUGCUGCGGCUGGGACUCUACGCCGACUCGACCGGGGUGAUGUGUGAUCGUUUGCAGCUGCUGAUGGACAGUGACACUGCCCAAUCCUGGACGGAGUCGCGCGCCGAAGAGGCUAAACGGUGUGAGAAUGAUUUGCGAGUGUUGGGCGCUGACGUGUGCCUCGUUGCGGCUCACUCUGUGGAGAUCUGUUACGGUUGGAUGGCAUUUGGAGAACUUUGGAAGGUGAUGAAGGAAGAGUACGGCAACUCAGACAAUGCGGUGCUUUACGAUGAUGCUGGAGAGACGCUUGUGGAGGUGAAUGAUGCCACUGAAGAGGCACAGGAGCAACAAAACAAUGAUGUCUAUCCUUUCCCAAAAGAUGUGGAGGUAUUUAGCUAUCCAUCAAGUUCGCGUUAUCGAUCACUGUUGAUAGUAGCUCCAAAGUGGAUUGCUAGUGACUCAAAGUCUGAUGAAGACCGAUCAGAUAGUUCACAGGAAGAAAAGACCGCUAGUGAGGAUAAACUAGAAACACACAACCUUUUAGAGAGUGAUGCCGAGAAACCGACAAAUCCGGACAAUGCUGUGCAGCAACAAACCGUUCCGGAGCCUGAAGAAAUGAAGCAACCAGCAACGGAACACAUUGUUCACACCAGAUCGGUAAUGUAUCCAAUGGCACCCGAGCUAUUUCCGUAUUGUAGACAAGUGAUGCCUCCUUACGCACUACGGAUGCGACGUUCCAUGCCUCUACCACAUUACUAUCCGCAUUCCAUGCCAGCGAUGGACACUCACUAUUACCAUCCUAUCAUGAAGCGAUCCAUCGCCACGUAUCCGAUGUAUGCUCCUGCAUAUAGACCUUUCGUUCCAGCACGUUUUGUAAGGGACGUCGACUCAACUGUUUCCCAAGAAGCAUUGGGCGAUGCUCCAGCUGCUGAGCUCAGUGAACCUACUGUAUCUCAAGGGCUAAAUGAGUUUGUUUCUGAAUUGGCUGAUGACGAUUCCACUGUCACUAGACACGAGGAACGGAGUGUGGAAGCUUCAAGUGAUCGUGAGGAUUCACCUACGGUUGAUGAAGGUCCUGUAAAUGAGGAACUUGUCGUACCAGCUCUAAAUGAGGAGUCGUCUCCUACGGUUAAUGAAGGUCCUGUAUAUGAGGAACUUGUCGUACCAGCUCUAAACGAGGAGUCGUCUGAAGCUGCCACUGAAGAGGCUCUAAACGUUGGAGGUGAGGCGUAUGAAGAAACGGAACCAGUUUCCCUUUCAAAUGUUGUUGUUGAUGCUAGCAACGGUGAAACAGUAGUUGAUGACGACUCUGACAAAACUGGGAACUCGGAAGAUACUUCGGACGACAGUGAGAUGCCUCUUGCCGAAGUGGGUUGUCCUGCAGAAACAGAUGCUGCUGCUGAAAAUCCAGAGAGUUCAUCCACAACCACGGAUAACUCUGUGCCAAUUCCGACAACUACUGAUCAACCGAAACAACCGAUACAUCCACAAAACGUACAUCGACUUAUCCGGGCAGUUCACGCUUCCAACUUGAUUAAAAACAUACUAUCCACGAUAAAAACACAUUGA
This is a messenger RNA of Anopheles moucheti, 2133 nucleotides long. RefSeq lists its product as uncharacterized. Gene Ontology annotation, molecular function: odorant binding. Gene Ontology annotation, biological process: sensory perception of smell. The record is from RefSeq and is a predicted model, not a curated record. Lineage: Eukaryota; Metazoa; Arthropoda; Insecta; Diptera; Culicidae. The transcript is spliced from 4 exons. Bases 1 to 2133 code for a protein of 710 amino acids.